AUGGCGCUCCCUCCCAAGCUCAAGGGCCACCGUCUGCUGUUCUUCAGCGACGACCCGGCUGCUCCGGCACCCACAGAGGCAUCGGCAGCAGACCCCCUCCACACAAUAGAGAUUUACUUGGACUAUGUCUGCCCUUUCUCAGCAAAGCUCUUCAACACCUUCCUCACAUCUGUUGCUCCCAAGAUCCGGGCGGACCCCAAGCUGGCAAGCAAGCUCCAGGUUAUCUUCCGCCAGCAGGUCCAGCCUUGGCACCCGUCGUCAACAUUGGUCCACGAGGCUGCUCUCGCCGUCAACAGGCUUGCCCCGUCCAAGUUCUGGACCUUCAGCGAGGCUCUCUUCAACGACCAGAAGUCGUACUUUGACGUCAAUGUGGUCAACGAGCCGCGAAACGCCACCUACAAGCGCCUGGCUAAGCUCGCGGCGGAUAGCACCGGUGUCAGCGCCGACGAGGUGUACAAGCUGCUGGCCAUCCCCGAAAAGGCCACCGACGACGGCAGCCUGAACGUGGGAAACGACAUAACAAACGACCUCAAGAUCACCAUCAGGAUUGCCCGUCUGGUCGGGGUCCACGUCAGCCCCACUGUUAUCUUCAACGGUGUGGUCAACAACGAUAUCAGUUCAGGAUGGAGUGCCGAUCAGUGGCUUGAGUACCUGCACAAAGUUAUUGAAUAG
This is a messenger RNA of Diaporthe batatas, 672 nucleotides long. RefSeq lists its product as uncharacterized. The record is from RefSeq and is a predicted model, not a curated record. NCBI's taxonomy places the organism in Eukaryota, Fungi, Ascomycota, Sordariomycetes, Diaporthales, Diaporthaceae. The transcript is spliced from 2 exons. Bases 1 to 672 code for a protein of 223 amino acids.